Pristis pectinata (smalltooth sawfish) is the source of this 1273-nucleotide messenger RNA. It is a transcript of the gene cfap298, whose product is annotated as cilia and flagella associated protein 298. Lineage: Eukaryota; Metazoa; Chordata; Chondrichthyes; Rhinopristiformes; Pristidae. The coding region runs from base 111 to 986 and encodes 291 amino acids. The record is from RefSeq and is a predicted model, not a curated record. Gene Ontology annotation, biological process: regulation of cilium movement. The transcript is spliced from 8 exons.
AACGGCACCUUAAGCAGGUUCUAGUAAAUUCUUCCGGGUUGUCGCACGUUAAGCGCUCCCACGGUCUGACUUCGGAGAAAUCCAAGCCUGGGCUGCUGCAUCUGCCGGCUAUGGUUCAAUUACACAUCAAACACGGUAGUGAAAGCCAAUUUUUGCUUGACACCACAGUAGAUGUUACAGUGGAGGAUCUAACCAAGCAAGUAUCAACCAUUUACAAUGGCAGACUCAAAGUGGACAGGGUUUGUUCAGAAAUAAGUGAAUUGGCAGAGCAUGGCACCUUCCUUCCUAUUAAUAUGCAAGGACUGACAGAUGAGCAGAUAGAAGAACUCAAACUGAAAGAUGAGUGGGCAGAGAAAUGUGUACCAAGUGGAGGAUAUGAAUUUAAAAAAGAUGAAAUUGGACGGAGAAAUGGACAAGCUCCAAAUCAGUCAAUGAAAGCAGUUUUAACAAGGACUAAAGAAGAGGCUAAAGCGCUUAUUUCAAAGAAACAAGUUCAGGCCAAUGUAUGUGUAACAAUGGAGAUGGUUAAUGAAGCACUUGACCAACUGCGAGGAGCUGUUAUGAUUGUUUAUCCCAUGGGGCUUCCACCACAUGAUCCAAUCCAACAAGAAUUUGAAGGGAAAGAAGAUCUGUCAGGACUACAGGCUGGGAAAAUGGUGAUUGAAGAGUCCGAGGCUCGUCUGUGGUGGGCAGGAAAAGAGUUGCAAAGAGGAAAGAAACUUUCUGAUUAUGUUGGCAAGAAUGAGAAAACUAAACUUGUUGUAAAGAUACAAAAACAAAGUCAUGGUGCUCCAGCUAGAGAGCCAGUUAUCACUGAAGAUGAACAGAAGCAAAUGAUGAUGUAUUACUACAGAAGACAAGAGGAACUCAAGAAACUUGAUGAAAAUGAUGAUGAAUCUUAUCUUGAUUCAGCUUGGGCAGAUAGGCAUGCUCUGAAAAGGCAGUUUCAGGGUGUAAAAGACAUCAGGUGGGGUCCUAGAAAAUAGUGGCAAUCAACUCGCAUGGUAAACUUUGUUGCUUUACUACCACAAACAAUGAGGAUGCUACAAUAUUCCUAUAUAAAGUAUUUGCAUUUAAGAAAAUCAAUAGCUAAUGAAAUAAUCCUCCAUGAUUUAAGCGUCUUUCACCUUUUGAACAAAUGGAAAGCUCUAGACUUUCAAAAUAUUGUUAAUGGUAAAUUUGUAUGGUAGAUGCAGUUCUUUAGCCUAAUUUUAUAUAUUUUGGAAUUCUGGAACACUUGUAUUCAUGUUAAAUAAAUAUUUAUUUUCCAAUU